UGAUAUGGAAACUUAACUGAUAUGGACACAAUAUAUAUGAUACAGUACAUAAAUGAAGAUUGACUAAAUCCUAGAAUCAUGGGGCCAUUUACUGCAGAUCACGUAGGAGAUACACCUUCCUUGACAAAGUCAACUCUGCAAGAGUUGUUUAAAGCGGCCGAGGAAAAGGAAGCUCCUCAUUUCGAUGUAGCUACUGCAAAAUUGGGGUUCAUAUUUGAUGUCGUUUACACCAAGGCUGGUCUGAUUUAUACCAAGAAAGGAUGCUUCUUGCGCCUCUGCAGCUUCACUUGCUCCUUUGUAGUUCUGCUGCUCUUCCUGAUCAGCAUCAUAAACAAGCCGAUGUUCCAUUUAUCAAGAGUUGAUAUUUACAUAACAGUCAGCUUGUUGGUAGGAGCUGUUGCACUUGAACUUUGGGCAAUGUACUCAAUGGUCUCUUCACAUUGGGCAGUACCUCCGGUGUUAUUUCAUGACAAUCCUUUGGUCCACAAAAUUCUCCGCUUCAUCUUGCAAUACCUCCAUUUCUUGUUUCCUCAACACAAGAAGUGGUCCGGUAAGAUGGGACAAUUUAAUUUGUUGGAUUAUUAUUGGAAUAACAAGAAUGAUAAAGUUUAUGCCUUACUAGUAAAGAACUGUAGUAGUCCUAUUCUUGCAAAAUGGCAUAGGUUCAUGAGUACUAAAUUUGUGGAGGUUCCAAGCUGUUUAAAACUAAGAGAGGAUUAUCAAAACUGUCUAGAUUCCUUCUUUACAGAUGAAUUCUUCGAACCAAGCAGGAGGGGAAAGUUUCUUCAUCAAUUUGAGACACGAUUAGAUGUCCAGGGGGCAUACCCCAAUGUCUUGAUUGAAGAUAGGAAAAGCAGCAAAUAUUUAUCAGAUUAUAUGAUGUAUCUGUUGGUCAGGCAUCCUGCUAUGCUAUUGCCUGCGCACAGUUCUAGUUUCUGGUUGGAUGCUUGUUGUGACAAACUUAAAGUACUUUUCUCCGGGGCAUUAAACAUGGAUCAUGCUUUCACAUUAUUGUUGAAGAGGGAUGACGGUCGUGAGCAACAACAAUCCAAUAUCAGUACCCCAGAGGAUGAACUUCAGCAACCUGCAUCAAAUCUAGUCAGAGAUCUCAACGCGCAACAUAUAUGGCUUAGAUGGAAGAUAAUAAAGGAAGUAUGGAUAGAGAUGCUUCUCUAUGCAGC
This is a messenger RNA of Rubroshorea leprosula, 1181 nucleotides long. Lineage: Eukaryota; Viridiplantae; Streptophyta; Magnoliopsida; Malvales; Dipterocarpaceae. The record is from the annotation of a GenBank genome assembly.